CGCCAAGGUCUAAGCACGCUCUUGACCCGCCAACCUGCUCGAGAUGGCUUGACAAAGGACCUUUGACGGCACGCCGCGUGGCUCCGCCUCCCAUGGACUUGGCUGCUGCCCAGUGCGCUGUCCGUGCGGGGCGUGAGCAAGUCGAGCGAUCGAGACAAAGUCUUCUUGUCCACUCCAUCACCACCACCCCCUCGCGCCGGCCAUGACGUCGUCGUACGCCUAUCGUCUGCCGACGUUCUCACCGGAGACGACGCGCAACGUCGCAUCUCUCCUGCGUGUGAUCAUCAUUGUCCUCAUCGCUGCAGCUGCCAUCUCAUCGCGCUUGUUUGCCGUCAUUCGCCAUGAAUCCGUCAUCCACGAAUUCGACCCAUGGUUCAACUUCCGCGCUACCAAGGUGCUCACAGAAGACGGCUUCUACCGCUUCUGGAACUGGUUCGAUGAAAAGGCGUGGUACCCCUUGGGGAGAGCGGCGGGAGGUACGCUGUACCCCGGGUUGAUGGUCACCUCUGGUGCCAUCUUCCACUUCCUCAAGGCGAUCAACAUCCCCGUCGACAUUCGCAAUGUGUGUGUGCUGCUGGCGCCUGCCUUUUCAGGCUUGACGGCGUGGGCGACGUACAUGUUCACAAAGUCGAUGAAGGACGAUGCUGCGGGCUUGCUUGCGGCGGCAUUCAUUGGUAUCGCGCCGGGCUACAUCUCCCGUAGCGUCGCCGGGUCCUAUGACAACGAGGCCAUCGCCAUCUUCCUCCUCAUGAUGGUCUUCUACCUCUGGAUCAAGGCCCUCAAGGACGGCAGCGUCAUGUCGGGCGUCGCCUGCGCCCUCUUCUACUUCUACAUGGUCGCCGCUUGGGGAGGUUACGUCUUCAUCACCAACCUGAUCCCGCUCCACGCCUUUGUCCUCAUCUUGAUGGGCCGCUUCAGCACCCGCCUCUACGUAGCCUUCAGCAGCUACUACGUCGUGGGGACGCUGGCUAGCAUGCAGGUGCCCUUCGUCGGCCACAAUCCCGUCACCACCAGCGAACACAUGUCGGCGCUGGGCGUCUUCGGCCUGCUGCAGCUGUGCGCAUUUGCCGAGUUCGUGCGAUCGCUCGUACCCUCGCAGCAAUUCAAGGUCCUCCUCCGCUCAGCCGUAGCAGGCAUCUUCAUGAUCGCCUUCUCGGGCUUUGUCGUCAUGUCCAUUAAUGGCAAGAUCGCGCCAUGGACGGGUCGCUUCUACUCGCUCUGGGACACAGGCUACGCAAAAAAGCACCUGCCUCUCAUCGCCUCCGUUUCGGAGCACCAGCCGCCGGCCUGGCCCGCCUUCUUCUUUGACUUGGAGAUGCUCGUCUUCCUCUUCCCAGCGGGCGUCUACUUGCUCUUCCAGCAGCUGCGCGAUGAGCACGUCUUCGUCAUCAUCUACGCGGUGACGUGCAGCUACUUUGCGUCUGUCAUGGUGCGCUUGAUGCUCACCCUCACGCCAAUCGUGUGCGUCAGCGCCGCAGUCGCCAUCAGCACGCUGCUCGACACGUACCUCGAUCCAAAGGAGCCAGAAACGCGCGAGGAGGUGACAAAGUCCCUCACCGACGAUGCGACGUCUGCGCCGGCCACGCCCAGCAAAAAGGGGGGCAAAAAGGCUGGCGGGAAAACCGCGUCAGCAUCUGAAUCCGCUGCCUCGACGGCCCGCAGCCACGUCGCCGGAAUCUACGGCCUCGACACGCGCAUUGUCGUCUCCCUCUACACCCUCAUUCUUCUCCUCGUCUUUGUCCUCCACUGCACCUUUGUCACCUCGACGGCCUACUCGAGCCCCUCGGUCGUCCUCGCCUCGCGCAACCCAGACGGCUCGCAACACAUCAUCGACGACUUCCGUGAAGCCUACUACUGGCUGCGCCAGAACACGCCCGUCGACGCCAAGGUGAUGAGCUGGUGGGACUACGGGUAUCAGAUUGCUGGCAUGGCCGAUCGGCCCACGCUGGUGGACAACAAUACGUGGAACAAUACGCACAUCGCGACAGUGGGAAGGAUGAUGAGUACGAGCGAGGAAAAGUCGGAGCCCUACCUCCGCAAGCACGACGUCGAUUAUGUGCUCGUCAUCUUUGGAGGCUUGCUCGGCUUCUCGGGAGAUGACAUCAACAAGUUCUUGUGGAUGAUCCGCAUCUCAGGCGGCAUCUGGCCCGACGAGAUUCACGAGGUAGACUACUUUACCCCUCGCGGAGAGUACCGCAUCGACGAUGCUGCCUCGCAGACGAUGAAGGACAGCUUGAUGUACAAGAUGAGCUACUACCGCUUCAAUGAGCUCUUCGGCGGCCGUCCCGGGAUGGACCGUGUUCGCGGCUCCCAGACGGCCACACAAUCCCCCAAGCUUGACAUCCUCGACGAGGCCUUCACAUCCGAGAAUUGGAUCGUGCGCAUCUACCAGGUCAAGAAGCAGGACCCGCUCGGUAGACCAUUGCCGCUUGCGAAUGCCUUUGAUCAGGGCAAGAGUAUCGGGCGCGCGGUGGCUGGAGCUGACACGCCGGGAUUGAGGCCGGUGGGCGCCGCGGGCGGCAAGCAGGGGAGAAAGGGGAGGAAGGCCACGAGCUGAUGAGGCAAUGAUUCACCAAUAGAUGGGUGCUCGCGCGACGACGGACGCUUGAGCCGAUUUCUUCAGACGCAAAGCGCGUGAUUCUCCCAUCUCUCCCCCGCAGCCCCCCUUUCCCCUCCCACCUCUUUCUCGCGCCCAUUUCCCUGCGCUUCCUUCCCCUGUCGUCGCUCACGGCCUCGACCCUUUGCGAGGGACUUCCACGAGGCUGCGUGAGGAUGGCAUCGCUCUCUCGACGUCAGUCGCAGCACAGCGAGUCGUAUUCGACGGCGAAGACACAUUAAGGCCUCUGCGAGGCUGCCCGUCCUCUUCUCUGAAGCGCGUGAUGCCCAUUCAGGAUCGAUGACUUUCGUAAUGCGAGGGGUACAGGCCUCAGUCUCAGAGCCAGGCAAUGCUAACGAUAAUGAUUUCGACUGCAAUGCUAAUGAUAACGAUUUCGACU
Molecule: messenger RNA, 2996 nt
Organism: Jaminaea rosea
Lineage: Eukaryota; Fungi; Basidiomycota; Exobasidiomycetes; Microstromatales
Product: oligosaccharyl transferase STT3 subunit
Exons: 4
Coding region: 203-2557 (784 amino acids)
Biological process (GO): post-translational protein modification
Cellular component (GO): membrane
Molecular function (GO): dolichyl-diphosphooligosaccharide-protein glycotransferase activity
Source: RefSeq, a predicted model, not a curated record